Molecule: messenger RNA, 1653 nt
Organism: Symsagittifera roscoffensis
Lineage: Eukaryota; Metazoa; Xenacoelomorpha; Acoela; Convolutidae
Product: ribosome-binding protein 1-like
Exons: 6
Coding region: 1-1653 (550 amino acids)
Source: RefSeq, a predicted model, not a curated record
AUGCCAAGCGGAGCCCAGCCCCACCAAGCCGAGGCAAAGCAUGUCAAGCCAAGCCAAGGCAACGCAAGCCAAGCCAAGGCAAAACCAGGCGAGGCGAGGCGAGGCGAGGCGAAGCAAGACAAGGCAAGGUCAGGCCAGGCCAGGGAAAUUAAGUUAAACCAAGGCAAGGCAAUGCAAGGAAAACAAGGCAAGACAAGGCAAGGCAAGGCAAGGCAAGUCAAGGCAAGGCAAGGCAAGGUAAGGCAAGCGAAGCCAAUCAAAGCCAAGCGGAGCCCAGCCCCACCAAGCCGAGCUAAAGCAAGUCAAGCCAAGGCAAGACAUUGCAAGCCAAGCCAAGGCAAAGCCAGGCGGCGAGGCGAGGCGAGGCGAGGCGAGGCGAGGCGAGGCGAGGCGAGGCGAGGCGAGGCGAAGCAAGGCAAGGCAAGGUCAAGCCAGGCCAGGGAAAGUAAGUUAAUCCAAGGCAAGGCAAGGCAAGGAAAACAAGGCAAGACACGGUAUUGCAGGGGAAGGCAAGGCAAGGGAGGCAAUGCGAGAAGAACGAGGCAAGACAGGCAAGGCAGGGCAAGGCAAGGCAAGGCAAGGCAAAGCAAGGCAAGGCAAGGCAAGGUAAGGCAAGCGAAGCCAAUCAAAGCCAAGCGGAGCCCAGCCCCACCAAGCCGAGCUAAAGCAAGUCAAGCCAAGGAAAGACAUUGCAAGCCAAGCCAAGGCAAAGCCAGGCGAGACGAGGCGAGGCGAGGCGAGGCGAAGCAAGGCAAGGCAAGGUCAAGCCAGGCCAGGGAAAGGGAAGGCAAGGCAAGGGAGGCAAUGCGAGAAGAACGAGGCAAGACAGGCAAGGCAGGGCAGGGCAAGGCAAGGCAAGGCAAGGCAAGGCAAGGCAAGGCAAGGCAAAGCAAGGCAAGGCAAGGCAAGGUAAGGCAAGCGAAGCCAAUCAAAGCCAAGCGGAGCCCAGCCCCACCAAGCCGAGCUAAAGCAAGUCAAGCCAAGGCAAGACAUUGCAAGCCAAGCCAAGGCAAAGCCAGGCGAGACGAGGCGAGGCGAGGCGAGGCGAAGCAAGGCAAGGCAAGGUCAAGCCAGGCCAGGGAAAGUAAGUUAAUCCAAGGCAAGGCAAGGGGAAGGCAAGGCAAGGGAGGCAAUGCAAGUCAAGCCAAGGCAAGACAUUGCAAGCCAAUCCAAGGCAAAGCCAGGCGAGACGAGGCGAGACGAGGCGAGGCGAAGCAAGGCAAGGCAAGGUCAAGCCAGGCCAGGGAAAAUAAGUUAAUCCAAGGCAAGGCAAGGCAAGGCAAGGAAAACAAGGCAAGACACGGUAUUGCAGGGGAAGGCAAGGCAAGGGAGGCUAUGCGAGAAGAAAGAGGCAAGACAGGCAAUGCAGGGCAAGGCAAGGCAACGCAAAGCAAGGCAAGGCAAGGCAAGGCAAGGCAAGGCAAGAAAAGGCAAGGCAUAGCAAGGCAAGCCAAGCCAAGCCCCGCCAAACCAAGGCAAAGCAAGCCAAGUCAAGGCAAGGCAAGCGAGGCGAGGCCAGGCCAGGCAAAGCAAGCCAAGUCCCGCCAAACCAAGGCAAAGCGAGCCAAGUCAAGGCAAGGCAAGUCGAGGCGAGGCGAGGCGAGGCCAGGCCAGGUCAGACCAGGCCAGUCCAGGCAAGGCAAAGUAAGUUAA